AGAGCAGGAUGGCAGAGCUGCGGGCCUGGGCAGGAUCCAGCGUGUUCCGCAGGGCCCCAGCGCGCGCUGCGUCCCGCAGGGCCCCCAGCAGCACUGCCGUGCCCGUCAGGGUGACCCAGAGGCCCCAGGACCAACAGCCAAAUGCCCGCGAGGUGUUGCACAAUGGAAGUGUGCAGGAUGUCAAAUUGUAUAACCCACUUGGAGAUGAUGUGAGAAGAGCCAAAGCAAAUGCUUCAUGUCCUGCCCCUGGGAAAAAGAGAACAAAGCCCAUGAAGCCUGCAGAGAGUGAACAGAAUCCUUGCAGUGCUGUUUAUCGCCGGCCCUUCAGGGACAGGGUGAUUCAUUUGCUUGCUCUGAGGACUUACAAGAAGCCAGAGUUACUUGCUCGCUUGCAGAGAGAUGGAGUCAUGCAAAAGGACAAGGGCACCCUUGGGAAGAUCCUUCAGCAGGUAGCCAAGUGGAAUCCAAAGGAGAAUUCCUUCAGUCUGAAGGAACAUCUAUUUCACACCCUUCAGACUGAUUGGCCUGGCUACACUGACAUAGACAGAGAGAAUUUGAAGUUAAUACUUUCUGGAAAAUCAGCUCCAUCUCAGAACACCACCAACACCAGCCAAGCGACAUCUCUGGGACCUUCUGAGAGAGACACUCCAGCAAGACCUGCUCAGAAACGUCCUCUGGCUUCCGACUUGACCAGUCCUGUGACGAGCAAGAAGAGGAGAAUUGGUCACCGGCCCAGUCAUGUCCAGGCAGCAGCUGGUGGCCUCUUUUCUUCCUUCCUUUUGCCUUCCAGAUCUCUUUAUCCUUUGGACAUGUCUCCAAGUGUUGUCUCCGUUUCCCCCACCACCCAUGUCGUACAACAAACAGAGAAAUUUCAUCUUUCUACCAUCCCAGCACCUGUCAGGGUGGAAAAGGAGAUCCCCAAUUCAAAUGGGAAAACAAAUGAACUGGGGAGGCUGAAGCAGUUGCAGCCCUUGGAUUUCAAUGAAGGAACAAGAAAAGAUCCUUCCAUUGCCUCCACAUGCUCUGCAACAAGCAACCAAGCAGACUACUUGAGAAAAUAUGGAGUCAUUGUCUCCUUGGAGCAACGCCAGCGCUACAAGGAUGACUUCAAUGCAGAGUAUGAGGAAUAUCGGAAUUUAUAUUUUAAGAUUGACAAGACCAUCAAGAAAUUCAGACAAUUUCAGGAGCAAUGGAAGUCUCUGACUCCAGGCUCCAAAGCUUAUCAGGUAAAGAAGGAUAAAACCAUGAAGACUGUGCUUCAUCAUAUCAGUGUUUUGGAUUCCCUGGAGCUGCUCAGUGAGACAAAGGGAAACUGUGGAACUGGCAAAUAUGCUCAGACACUGCUUGGGCUGGGUCUGAUUUUGGCAAGUCCCUGCCCAAAAGCCCCGGUUUGAGCUGUCUAUGAAGAAACAGUUGUCCACGAGGUGUCCCAAGCAGAGUCUUAGAGCAUGGGCUGCUUCUGUUGCCUAUUGAGAGGCUUAAUUACAGAUCUUGGGUGAUGCUGGGAGAUGGAGAUUUGUUUUGCAAACCUCCCAGAAGAGUGGUGGCUCACAGAGAAGAAAAUCUCUAGAAUCAGACUGAGUGUACUUUUACUAUUUUACCAAAGUUUAUAUUUUAAGGUGGUAGUGAAACAUUCUGAUUGGUUUUUUUGGUUGUGUUUUUUUU
Molecule: messenger RNA, 1665 nt
Organism: Passer domesticus (house sparrow)
Lineage: Eukaryota; Metazoa; Chordata; Aves; Passeriformes; Passeridae
Product: RNA polymerase II elongation factor ELL2-like
Exons: 8
Coding region: 9-1394 (461 amino acids)
Biological process (GO): snRNA transcription by RNA polymerase II; positive regulation of transcription elongation by RNA polymerase II; transcription elongation by RNA polymerase II
Cellular component (GO): transcription elongation factor complex
Molecular function (GO): cis-regulatory region sequence-specific DNA binding
Source: RefSeq, a predicted model, not a curated record